AUGGGAGCUAGCGAUUCAAAGCCGAUUUACAAACUCUAUGAGCAUUUUAAAUAGAUCAAUGUCCGCAAUAAUGACUUCCCUGACUGCCAGAUCUUAUAACAUAAACGUGAUCCUAAUCAGCAAUUGAUCUUACGUACUAUCAGUAUGACAGACGAGGGGCAUUUCAAAAAGACGGUUCAACAAUACUAAAUUAGAUAAAAGAUCAAUCAUCCAAAUAUCCUGAGUCUCAGCAAUUACUUUUAUGAAUUUGAACAAUAACUAUGUGGGUAAUUUUACAAGGUGAAUUUAUUAUUCGAAUACCCGUAAAGCAAUUUAGACAGAGUACAGAUUCUGAAUGAAAAUCAAUUAAUUGAAUAUCUCAAACAAACAAUAUCCGGAUUAGCAUGCAUGUAAAGAAAUGAAAUUCCACAUAAUACAUUAUAACUUAAGUAUUUAUACUUAAUGGAUGGCACGGUAAAAGUAUGCGAUCCUCAGUACUUCCAACAGAAUACAAAUUAUUUACAAAUAUUACAAAAUCCUAAUUGUGUGGAAUCAAUUUAUUUAUCUCCUAAUUUGGUUAAUACAAUUAGGAAAAAUAAUUGGUAACCUAAGCACAAUUAAUAUAAAAGUGAUGUAUUUACUUUAGGAAUGCUGUUUCUACAUUUGGGAUUGAAUUAAGUAAACAGUGAUUGUUACAAUUACAUCCAAGGUAAAUUCUUGGAAGAACACCUGACUAUUAAGCUGUAGAAAUUAAGAACUCGAUAUGGAUAAUUGUUUUGUGAUUUUAUCUAAAUGAUGCUUAUUACUUAAGAAGAUUAAAGACCCGAUUUUAUAUAAAUGGAAUAAAUCAUUAGUUAUAAAUAAUUAACAGGGAAGACAACCUAUUACAAAUAAUAACAAUAAUAAUAAUAAUAACAAUAAUAAUAACAAUAAUAACAAUAAAAAUAACAAUAACAAAUCCCAAAUGUGAUACCUAAAUAAAUCAUACCAGUUUAACCUAUUGGAUUGAUAGAUACAAUUCAUCAACCAAGCACAAGCUCAUUGCAAUUGGAAUAAUGUCAAUACAAUGCUUAAAUUAAUUAAUCGAAGAGAGUAAGCCAAGUUUAAAAUAUAUCACCUAUGAAAUACGCUCAUCAAUACACAAUUAAAACAACCUAAUCAUAACGAAGUUCAACGCCCAUUAGUAAGGUUAUGAUUCCAGCUCAACAGGUCCAAUCAUAAGUGAGAGAUUGUUCUGUGCCUAAGCAAUCAAGUCAAAUUCAGAAUACAAGUUCCAGAUAGAUAAGUCAUGAGUACAUAAAUAAGAAUAACUAUUCACAGAAUUCUAUCUAAAACAUUGCAACAGUUACUACAAUAACCGAUCAAUCUAUUUUAAGCAAUAAGAGUAUGCUCUAAUAAAUUAAUCUUACUCCUAAGUUGUCGAUUCACUCAAUGAAUUAAACGAAUUCUAAAUUCCACUAGAUUAAUCAACCCCCUGAGUCUAAAAUAUUGCCCAGCUUAGUAUUUUAAUUGCAACAAGAUCAAUGCGAUACUUUGUCAAAAUUUCAUCCCUCAGAAGUGUGUAGCGUGCAUUCGUAAUUUGAUGAGAACCUGGAUUCCUAAGUGAAUGAGGACGUCAAUACUUAAAGAUAGGGAGUUUGUGAAUACUCCUAGAUUUUAUGUGAUUCUACAAAUCUGCCUUAAUAGUUUAAGAGCACUUUAACUAAAGAGUUUAGUUUGCCAUAUGAGAUUUCAAAAAUCAAAGAGAGAAAAGUUAAUGAACCUGAAUUUGUAGUGGAACAUUAUGGAAAUGGAUCUCGUUAUGAAGGUAUGAAAUGGAAUGGCAUGAGACAUGGAUAGGGAAGAUUCUUUUAUUAGGAUGGUGGUUUGUAUGAUGGAGAAUGGAAGGAGAAUAAAAUGCAUGGGGAAGGAACCUUGUAUUAUGGAACAGGGCAGCCAGCUUAUGAGGGAGAGUGGAGUGAGGAUCAAUUUCACGGUUUCGGGACUUUGUAUAAUGAGCAUCCUUAGAUGUCGGAGGAGGGUUUUGAUUAUCGGGACUUUGAUAAUGUGGAGGACUAUUGGAUGAAGUACAGUGGAAAUUUUAGGUUGGACAAUAAGGAGGGUCAGGGAAGUUUGCAUUUAACGAAUGGGGAGAGAUUUGUCGGCUGUUUUGAGAGGGAUUUGAUAAAUGGGAAGGGAGUGUUUUACAGGAUGGAUGGGAAGAUGAUGGAGGGGAGAUGGGUGGACAACAAAUUAGUUUAUUGAAUUAUAAUUGAUAAUCUCAUUGAAUG
Molecule: messenger RNA, 2249 nt
Organism: Paramecium tetraurelia
Lineage: Eukaryota; Ciliophora; Oligohymenophorea; Peniculida; Parameciidae
Exons: 4
Biological process (GO): protein phosphorylation
Cellular component (GO): cytosol
Molecular function (GO): ATP binding; protein kinase activity
Source: RefSeq, a predicted model, not a curated record